UAAUCGAAACAGUCUGCAAAGGAUUCUAGGCGCUAACGGUUCUCUAAGAAAAUAAAUAUCCCGUCAAGUAUCUACCAACGGCAAUCGUCGCGUGCGUUUUCAAAAAAUAAAAGCAAAUUUUUAAAUUGAAAAUCACCUGGAAAAACGAUUAAGCAAAGUGAAUUUUAAUUUGUGAAAAAUCACAAAUUACAAAAGCAAGCCGCAGUUAUAGAAAAAUAAUUGCCCAGCAUCCAAGUUUCCCAACGAGGACAAAUAAACUUACAAAGUAAAAAAACAAAGCAACAGAAAUGGAUUCAGCUGCUGCCGCCGCCGCCAAGCGCGUUCAAAUCGAGAAGGCCCACAACUUUAUGCGCCAAUAUCGCGAUCCCGAGUCCAGGGAACUGAAGAAGCUAUCGGCCAAUCAGUUCAUGGAUGUCUGGGCGCAUUACGAUAAAGACGGAAAUGGCUACAUUGAGGGCACCGAGCUGGAUGGCUUUCUCAGGGAGUUCGUCUCAAGUGCCAAUGCCACAGACAUUAGCCCCGAGGCUGUCACGGACACCAUGCUCGAGGAGCUGAAGUCCUGCUUCAUGGAGGCCUACGAUGACAAUCAGGAUGGCAAAAUCGAUAUCAGAGAGCUUGCUCAACUUUUGCCCAUGGAGGAGAAUUUCCUUUUGCUCUUCCGCUUCGAUAAUCCCCUGGAAUCUAGCGUUGAAUUCAUGAAGAUAUGGCGUGAAUACGAUACCGAUAACUCGGGUUACAUUGAAGCGGAUGAGCUCAAGAAUUUCUUGCGCGACUUGCUCAAAGAGGCCAAAAAGAUCAAUGAUGUGUCCGAGGACAAGCUCAUUGAGUAUACAGAUACUAUGCUCCAAGUAUUUGAUGCCAACAAGGACGGACGCUUGCAGCUGUCGGAAAUGGCCAAAUUGCUUCCGGUUAAAGAGAACUUCCUUUGCCGCCAGGUCUUUAAGGAGGGCAUUGAUGGCGCCACAAAGUUGACCAAAGAAGAUAUUGAAAAAGUAUUCUCGCUCUACGAUCGUGACAACAGUGGAACCAUUGAAAAUGAGGAGCUUAAAGGCUUCCUCAAGGACCUUUUGGAGCUGGUCAAGAAGGACGACUACGAUGCCCAGGAUCUGGCUGCUUUCGAGGAGACCAUCAUGCGAGGAGUUGGCACCGACAAGCAUGGCAAGAUCUCCCGCAAAGAACUGACCAUGAUCCUGCUGACACUGGCCAAAAUAUCGCCCGACGAUGAGGAGUAAAUCGAAGAAAAUCGAAAAACAUACCAAAAAGAGAUUUUAGCCAACUCUAUUUUUGUCACCCGAUUGAAGGGAUAUCCAGAUAUGAGGCCAACCGAGGGCUUCGAGGCAAUUGUUUACUUUAGAGCUGCAUCCAGAAAAGGUCAGCAAAAAAAAUACAGAUUUUGAUAUCGGCGUAGGAUCCUGAGCUAACAGCGAUCCCAGCCGAGACGAAGCUAUUGGUAACAUAAAUCUAAUAUAAAUGUUUCAAUCUUAAAUAAAUGUUUAUCGUACGUUAAGAUGUUGAGAGUAUAUUUCCCCCCAAAAAGUCAAACCAAAAAAAAAAAAAAAAUAUGAAACGGAAAUUUAUCCAAUCAAACAAUUUGCAACACUGAAUCGAGCCACUUAAAGUAAACAAUUAGGAAAUGAUAACAUCAAGAGGAGAUCAGUACAUCGAUUUUAUAUUAUAUUAUAUUAUAUUAUAUAUGUACUUAUAUUUUCUAUGUGUAUUUGCAUAAAGUAUUUUAUUUAAUUACCAAUUAAAACUUGAAAUAAAAGUAGUUAUAUUUAAGGAUACAAGAUUUAUUUGAGAUGACUACCUAAGUAUAAAAAAUACCAUAUGUGUGGCUACAAUCUGUAGAUAAUUGUUGUUAAUAUUUGUGACAGUAUCCCUUUAACACAGCAACAUAAACGUAUUCUAUGCAAAUUCUCUACAAGUGGGUGUAGUUCGUUCUACAUCCAAACUAUAUGUACUUAUACUAUACGUAUGUAACUAUAUCUCCCGCAAACAUCAAUCAAUCAAUCAAGAGCCACUUGCAACAGCCCAAGGGUGGACGCCACUAAUGCUGGUGAAUGGGUAUGCGAAUGGAAAUGCAAAUGCAAAUGCAUCUCCCACCUGAACGUGACACUGUCAUCCUGAAGGGUGGAAAUGUACCUAGUUAAUGUUAGACACACUCGUCCUUGUAUUUUCCACCUGAGGGUCUGCGUAAGAGGAGAUUAUGUGGUGCAGAUUGAGGGCAGUUGCUACUAUAACAUUUUCAAUCAAUUUCCCUGCUUAGGCAAAACGCUAAAAUAAACUUAAAAAAUGAAAAACUUAAACUAUGAACUAUCUAAUGUUUUUUCAAGGUGCUAUAGCUAUAUGUAUUAUUACUCAUUUCUGUCCAUAUUCCUUUUCCCAAGCAGUUUUCCAUUCUAUAUAUUAUAUAUUUUCAAAACCAAACUAAUUUAAAACUAACUUAAGCUUUAAAACCAAGACAAAUUGUUACAAUCUUGAAACGGAGUUUACUCAAGGAUUCAUUAUUAACUUGAUUAACUUUAAAAAUGAAACCAUUAGGAAAAACCGAUUGUACACACCCGUACAUGCAACAAAAUGCCAACUUAACAUAUAAAUAAACUAAUUACGAUACAACUCUAUAUGAUAACAUACUUAUGCUAAUCCUAAGAUAUUGUUCAAAAAACCACAUGCAUGUAAAGCUUCGAAAUGGACUUUCUCUAUAUACAACAAGAUACCAAAAUAUCGAAUAUCUAAAUGGAUAUAUGUCUAAUACUAUGGAAAUACAACAGAAAUGUUUUAAUAAAAUAAAUACAAUCUAUGCAGACAUCAAGGGGUCAGCACUCCAA
Drosophila eugracilis is the source of this 2828-nucleotide messenger RNA. RefSeq names its product calbindin-32 (gene Cbp53E). Gene Ontology annotation, cellular component: nucleus; synapse; cytosol. The record is from RefSeq and is a predicted model, not a curated record. Lineage: Eukaryota; Metazoa; Arthropoda; Insecta; Diptera; Drosophilidae. Bases 288 to 1232 code for a protein of 314 amino acids. Gene Ontology annotation, molecular function: calcium ion binding. Gene Ontology annotation, biological process: regulation of presynaptic cytosolic calcium ion concentration; regulation of long-term synaptic potentiation. The transcript is spliced from 12 exons.